AUGAAGCUCUUGAUCUUAUUAUUGGUGGCUGCUGCAUCUGCUGCCCCACAAGGGUACAACCUACCCACUCCUUGUGGCAGUGGACAAGUGCGACACGUGGAUGGCAGCUGCGUCACACCUCAAGUGAACAGUCGUGUGUUCUUGUAUGAUGCGCCGCCAAAUCAAGUUUCUUCUGGCAAACCCCCGUACAUUCCCAAACCUAAACUGGAACGUAAUAUUGUUUUCGUGAGACUUCCUGAAGCUGGUCAAGGACCAGAACCCAUCGUCGUUCCUCCUCCGAGGCAACAACACGUUUUGUUCGUCCUUAACAAGCAGUCGGAACAAGGUCAACAAGUGAUCGAGGUGCCAGCGCAACCACCAGCGGAUCCUGAAGUGUUCUUCGUGAACUACGCAGAAGGAGAGAACCCAACUCUUCCUGGUGGAGUAGACCUCCAAACAGCGCUGAGUGCUGCUUCUCAAGGUGGCGGUCAAGUCGUAGGAGGUGGCGGCGGUGGAGGUUCUGGUGGCGGCAUCGGAGGCGGAUUUGGAGGUGGAAGUGGAGGUGGAUUUGGAGGCGGCAGUGGAGGUGGAUUUGGAGGCGGCAGUGGAGGUGGAUUUGGAGGCGGCAGUGGAGGUGGAUUUGGCGGUGGAAGUGGAGGUGGUAUCGGAGGCGGGUUUGGGGGUGGAUUCGGAGGUGGAUUUGGAGGCGGCAGUGGAGGUGGAUCCGGUGGUGGAAGCUACAGUCCUCCAAGUCCCUCCACUCUAUACAGUGGACCAUAA
This is a messenger RNA of Penaeus chinensis, 759 nucleotides long. Its product is annotated as keratin, type I cytoskeletal 10-like. The record is from RefSeq and is a predicted model, not a curated record. Bases 1 to 759 code for a protein of 252 amino acids. Lineage: Eukaryota; Metazoa; Arthropoda; Malacostraca; Decapoda; Penaeidae. The transcript has 2 exons.